CAAAUAAUUAAUAUAUCAAUAAAAGUAGGGUCCAACAUUUUUCAUAUAAGCUAGGCAAAGCGGAAAUCUUGGGAACGCACUAGUCAAGAAAUGCAACUGUCUGUCAGCCCCCUUUGGGGAAGAAAGAUCAUAACAUAACACAACAAAUGUCCUCCACCACCACCACAUUCUCCGACGUCCACCCAGACAUUGUGGAGGCUCAAAUCCUCGGCCGCCUCGAUGGCCCCACCCUCGCCUUCGCAAGCUGCGUCUCUUCCCAACUCCACUCCUCCUCCCAACAAGACCACAUCUGGACCACCAUCUGCCACUCCACCUGGCCCUCCACCGCCACUCCCCUCCUCCGCCACCUCAUCUCGACCUUCCCCGGCGGCCCCCGUUCCUUUUUCUCCCUCUCCUUCCCUUUCCUCCUCCCCACCACCACCGCUGCCGCAUCUUCUCCGCCGCCGGUCCUAAUUUCCGCCGUCGACAUCCACUACAAGAACAAGCUCGUAUUAAUCGAAGUCCACGAGACCGAGACCUUGACCGGGUGGUUCCGGUGCUCCCCUUUCAGAAUCGACCUCUUGGACACCAAAGACGUCAUCCCCACGACCGUAUGCCACUCCGACAGCGACGAAGCCUCUGCAGAACUGGCGGAGGAGAUAAGUCUGAGCUGGGUUCUGAUCGACCCGGUCGGCCGGAGGGCGGCGAAUCUCUCAAGCCAGAAGGCCGUAUCGGUGGAGCGCCACUGGCUGACCGGCGAGGUUCAGGUACGGUUCGCUUCGAUCCUCGCCGGCGGGAACCGGAGAGGACCCACGUCGGAGUUGGUGCAGUGCGGGAUAGUGGUGACGUGCGGUGGUGGAUCGGAGGAGGGGGCUGGGAUGAUGCAAUUGAGGGAGGUGAGUUUGCUGGUGGAGGACAUGGAUGGAAUGCAGUUGACGGGGAAGGAUAGUUUGGUAAUUCUACACAACGCUUUGGAAGGGAAAAGGAAAAUAAAAAAGAGGGAAGAGGAAGAGAGGCGGAGAUACAAAGAGUAUUUGGAGAGGAAGAGGGAGAGAAGAGAGAGAAAGUUGAGGAAUGAAGGGACCUUGGAUACAAUGUUUUAA
Molecule: messenger RNA, 1082 nt
Organism: Camellia sinensis
Lineage: Eukaryota; Viridiplantae; Streptophyta; Magnoliopsida; Ericales; Theaceae
Source: RefSeq, a predicted model, not a curated record